Molecule: messenger RNA, 219 nt
Organism: Chironomus riparius
Lineage: Eukaryota; Metazoa; Arthropoda; Insecta; Diptera; Chironomidae
Source: the annotation of a GenBank genome assembly
AUGGCUGAAGCUAAACGAUCACCAAUAAUGGAAACAAUUCCAACAUACGAAGAGUUUAGAAAAGAUCUUGAUUCACUGAAAUUCCAGACAAAGGUACGAGAAAAUUAUCAAUCGUUGGAUAUCCGAAAAGAUACAGAUGAUAUUGUAAAGGAACUAUCUGGGCUUGCCAUAUCAAAAUCAAAGAUAAUUGUUACUAUUGAGGAUCAUGAUCGAAUGUAG